UGAAGGAAAGAAAGAAAAAUUCAGCCCUAUCUAUAAGGAGCAAAAAUAGAUAAAGUAGAAGGAAUGGAUGAAUUUCAAAAUUGGUGACUACUGAUAGAUUCAAUUGAAGCCGUAGAUCCUCGUCAUCCCUGACAUUCGGCAUACAGAUUAAUAGUAUAAAAGAUUGGAACACUGAGCCUACUUCGUACAUAAACUUCGCCACUUGGCAUCCUUACCAUUACUAUGGAUUACGGUGUGAUUUGGCUUUUGAUCAUAAACUUCAAUUGUAGUUUGAUUGAUUGCUGAAAAUGGGAGAGGGACGAGGAGAAGAGGACUUGCCGAGAGAUGCAUAGAUCGUGAAAUCGCCGCUAAAAUCAAUGGCUGUGGAAGACUACGGGGGUGUCAUCCACCAAUUCUUGCAAGUUUGUUACAACAGGUACGUGGUGUAUGUACUUAGGAAUGGGCAGAUUUACUCGGACCACGCCGGCAAAUCUGUGAUCGAUUCCGACGAUGUCAAGCUUGCCAUACAGUGUCAAUUUCAGCUUCUCGCACCCUCCUCCAGGUCAUCAGGUCCUACUAGAAUUAGCUACGAACAUAAACAACCUGAACUUUACCAAAAUCAAUUGCCGGGCCUGGAAUUCCACUCCCUCCUGAACAGGACCACCCUAAUUAGCCCCAACUACCAGUUUGCUAUUGCAAGAAAAGAAACCAAACCAAGCAAGCAGUUGAAGAAACAGAUGGAGAGACUGCUGAUCCUCUUCCCAACAACAGAGGAUAGAUGCUUCGCCAGCCACUCUUCAGCCUGCAAUCUUUUCCAAUUGGACCUAAACGAUCAAGAUGAGCUUUUUAGUCUGGCUGGCAUUGCAGGCGCCUGCAGGGCAUACAGUCCCGUAUUGGGUUGUGUACAUAUUUUUCUCACAGCAAAGUUCCCAGGAAUGUCAACAUUUGUGAUCCCCCUUUUCUUGAGCUUGACUGCCUUCACGGAAGCAGGGAGUUGGGGCCGAGACAGUAGUUAAGGUGCUUUAACCUGGGGCUUGUGUUGACCGUUUGUUGGUUAGGUGGUUUUUAGGUACAAGCUGUAGCACAUACACCAGGAGGGUUAUCCUUAUCCCACAAAAUUUUCUAGUCAAGCUGUUUUGAACUCGGAUCUAA
Messenger RNA from Coffea arabica (coffee), 1131 nucleotides. NCBI's taxonomy places the organism in Eukaryota, Viridiplantae, Streptophyta, Magnoliopsida, Gentianales, Rubiaceae. The record is from RefSeq and is a predicted model, not a curated record.